Molecule: messenger RNA, 1476 nt
Organism: Papaver somniferum (opium poppy)
Lineage: Eukaryota; Viridiplantae; Streptophyta; Magnoliopsida; Ranunculales; Papaveraceae
Exons: 1
Coding region: 1-1476 (491 amino acids)
Molecular function (GO): nucleic acid binding; RNA-DNA hybrid ribonuclease activity
Source: RefSeq, a predicted model, not a curated record
AUGACGCACAUAGGAAUCGAGGCGAAUCCAGAGAAAAUCAGAGCUAUUAGAGAGAUGCCAUCCCCAAGAACGAAGAAGGAGGUCCAGAAUCUAGCGGGACGAUUAGCAUCUUUAGAUCGUUUCAUUUCACGCUCUUCGGAUCGAUUCAAACCAUUCUUUGAUGUGUUGAAGAAAGCAGUGAAUUUUAGUUGGACGGAUGAGUGCGAAAAAGCUUUCGAUGAGAUCAAACAGUAUUUGUCAACUCCUCCAGUUUUGGUGAUCCCAAAAACUGGACAACCUAUCGGAGUUUAUUUGGCUGCAACGGAGAACGCGGUAAGUGCAGUGCUGUUUGUUACAGAUCCACAUGAAAAACCUGCUUACUUCGUCAGUAAAUCUCUGACGGGGGAGGAAACACGAUACAAGAAAAUUGAGAAGAUAGCGCUUGCACUUUUCCAUGCAUCUCGCCGCCUCAAGCCUUAUUUCCAAGGCAGGAAGAUCGUAGUCUACUCGGAAUACCCGCUGAAGAGAAUCCUGGAACGUGCUAAUGAUUCCAGUCGACUGUCCAUAUGGUCAAAUUUUCUGGGGGCGUAUGAGAUCAAGUACGAAAGCAAAACUGCAGAGAAGGGACACGCCCUGGCCGCACUGCUAGCAUAUUUUCCUGUGGACGACAUAGAAACAGUUGUCGGGGAAGAAGAGGAAUUGUUCAAACCCAUAGAGUCAGCCACUGAUCAGACUGGGGGCGAUUCCGCAAUGGAGGUCGAUACACCUGAACCAUUAUGGACUGUAUUUACUGAUGGGUCAUCAAAUGUCGGUGAAGCUGGAGUUGGAUGUGUCAUCCUUACUCCCGAAGGAUGGAGGAUCGAGAAAGCGACCAGAUUGGGUUUUCAAGCAUCAAACAAUGAAGCUGGAUAUGAAGUUUCAAUUAUCGGUUUAAAGGCUGUCAAACAGUUAGAUGCGAAGAACGUGAAGCUAGUGACUGAUUCCAUGCUAGUAGUUAACCAGUUUCUGGGGACCUACAGAGAUAAGAAAGAGAGGAUGGCCUUGUAUUUGGAUCAUAUGAGAGAGAUGGCAAAUGAGUUCGACCAAUUAUCUAUUGGGAAGCGACUGCGGUUGGAAAACAAGCACGCAGAUGCUUUAGCAUACCCUUCUUCCGCAGUCGAAACUGAUACCACCUGUUUCGUUGUAGUGGAUUUCCAAGAGUUUCCUAGCAUCUCCGACAACCAUUUUGUUCUGGCUCUAGAACACGCUAGUGGGGGAGAGAGGACAAAUACAUCAGCACAUGGAGAUACCGAGAACAUUGAUAGCAGUAUGGAUGUUGACAGUCCAGUGAUAGAUGAUUCAGGCAAUCCUGCAGAAAACGUUUCAGACUGGCGUCAACCUUAUAUCCGGUAUUUGACAACCAGUGAACUCCCAGAAGAUGAGAAACUUGCUUCAAAGGUGAAAAAGAAUGCAUGGACAUAUUCAAUGAUUGAGGGGUUGUUAUACAACAAACUGUAG